GUGCUCGGCGGCGCGCACUUGUCUCAUAUACCCGCGAACUUCGAUUGCGCGUACGUCGUAUCCGCUCUUCUGAAGCUUAUUUGUCUUCCAGUGAGUGAUAAACAACACGACUUAGAACCAUGGGUCUCACACUGAACAUCCGAUCGCUGUGCUCUCUUCCCGGCAUCCUGAAGAUCAUCCAAAUUAUCCUGGCCCUGAUCGCUAUUGCUCUGCUGCGCCGCUACAACCUCGAGUUCGACAGGGGCAGUCUCCUGGGCGCCAAUGAUGACUACAGGGAUCGCCAACUUACAGGCACCAUCGCCAUCGGCGCGUCUCUGCUCAUCUCCAUUCCUCUGCUCGUGGGCUACGUUUUCUUCGACGCCGCCUCCAGCCUCCUGGAGGCGCUGUUCUGCUUCACGGCGUGCACGAUGAACAUCGCAGGCGGCGCCCUGGCUAUUGAGACCUACAAGGAUCUCAACCACAAGGACGAAGCCGUGCAGGCUGGGCUCGGCAUGGGGUCCAUGAUGAUCCUGAACGCGCUGGCUUACCUCAUCGACGGUGUCACGGGCUCCAUCAGGUCGUCCAAGUGAACGCCUGCCGCCCUGCCGUGACUCGCCUGUAGC
Molecule: messenger RNA, 602 nt
Organism: Hyalella azteca
Lineage: Eukaryota; Metazoa; Arthropoda; Malacostraca; Amphipoda; Hyalellidae
Exons: 5
Coding region: 120-569 (149 amino acids)
Biological process (GO): septate junction assembly
Cellular component (GO): membrane
Source: RefSeq, a predicted model, not a curated record